AUGGGGACGGUGGCGCUGGAGGAGAGCAAAAUUGAUGACCCGACAGCGUUGCGGCGCAUCAUUUCGGCGGCGCAGCCCUGCCAAAGUCACGUGGGCCGCAUGAUGGAUGCGAGCCGAGCCCACGCCCACAUUUUCGCUGGCAUUGAAAAAAAGUCUCACUCCGUUGCGAAGAAGGAGCGGGACAGGCAGUUGCAGCUGCAGCGCGAGUAUCAAACUGCGUGGGAGGUCGCAGCCGUUCGCGGCCUGCAGCUGCCGACGCUGCGCACACUGGCGCCGUCCUUCACAAAGACGGCGGACGAGGGCUCCGCGGAUAUGGGCGGCACCGUCAUUGGCGGGGCGGGGUACAACACGAUCAUCGGCAUGGUCCCCACAGCGGACACCGUCCGGCGCAUCGCGGAUGAUGACGAGUUGAUCAGCAGCUUUCGUCCAUACCGCAUUGACGCGUUGCGGGCGGCACGACAGGCGGCGGCGACGGAAGACAGCGCCCCACACCCGGAUGAUGCGAGGCACUUGGAGCCCACACUUCGCACGCUCUCCACCAAACACCUCGUCGAUGCCGCCGCCAUCUCGGAUGAAAUUGCGCAGAAGUACUGGGCCACCGCCUCCGCCUUUUUGGAUGCAGGCGUCCCAGAGGAAGGCGACCUGGCAGCCUGCUCUCGUGCGGUGAGUUUGGCUGAGGCACAACAGCCUGCGUGCACGAACGCAUCGCGACGUGUUGCAAGCAAGGGCACCUCAAGUUUUCUCACGACGGAUCGCUUCAAAACAUCAUCCGGUAUUCCUGGAGUAAGACAACCGGAUAUUGGCCACUACCAUCUGCGGUACUCGCAGGUUGAGCCGCGCGUGGUGGGUGGCUACAUGUCUCCUAUUGAAUAUGCAGCACCACAAAAACGGCAGCAGGAGGAAGUUUCCAGUGGAACCCCCGAAGGCCUUGUGGAACCACAGAAAUCAUCAGUGUCGGUGACGCUUGUAAUGGCAGAGAGCACGAAAACAUUUGGGGUCAGCACCGUUGCGUACAAGGAACAACGUGCGACUCCCAUUGAUACUACUACUUUUUCACCCACUCGAUCGCCGGCUGAGGUGAAAGGCAGCCACAUGUUUAUUUCUAAAACAGCCCGAGCAAGUCCGGCUCUUUGCAGCCCUGCAAAGGAUUUGCAGUACUACCCGUAUGCAGAUGUACGCUCCACCGUGAAACGCUCCCGCUGCCCCGUGAAAUUUGAUGUCAAACUCACCGAGCGUCGUCAUGAAUGCAUGGCGACAUCCGCAACAGUGGGCAUGUAUAACGUGGCUACGGACAUCUCAAGCCAUCCACAUCGCUUGGUCUGCAUGGACCGUGACACUGGACGUGAGGGACAUUGGCUGAACAAGCCACCCGCGUACCAAUCGGUGCCUGAGUACAUUGAUGUCACGAACGCCCUGAAUAUGGUGCGACCACGCAGACGUGUGGUCACCAUGGCAGCGCAAGUUCCAGAGGACGGCCACGACGAACGUCCGAAGGCACCCGAUAAUACUGUUUCCAUUGAGAGAGACCUUAACUUCCCGAAGAGCAUCUUUGAUCAAUGUGAGGCGAGGAGGGUACGGCGGUUUUCGACAAUGGUUGGCCGGAGUACUUCGGCGCCACUGAAGUCUUGUGAGGCUCCGGAGAAUGUUGAGUUUACACAGGUCACCGCACGUACACCAUGCGCUAUUAUCCAUGCAAAAGCCCCCGGACAUGCACCACUGCACCGACCAAACCCGACAGAAAUUGGUGAAGUGCCAAACCUCAGGUGGGUUAAGCCAAGGACAGAGCGCACAGUGGAUUUUGGUGUGGUCUCCACCGUGUCACUGCCGCCGCUCAUAACAAAGGACCUAUGGUACGAUACAAGCAAUCGCAAGCUUGUAGAGUCUCGAGUGAAGGGAAAUCCCAUGAUUGAGACGCAAGUGUCACGUGAGAAGCGUGCCAAAAUAUUCUCCACGGCAGGCUGUGGCGCCCACACGGUGUACAACAUUGAUCUGCCGCGGAGAGGCAAGUCGGUGCCUGUGUUUGAAAAGCAAAUCACGAAAGAAACCCAAUUCUGUGGACACCGGCUGCAGUCGGAGCGAUGGCAGCGGAAGUACCCGCGAGCACCCGGCCCUGGUCACUACAAUGUCUCCUAUCGCCUUGUGGAGUAA
Trypanosoma cruzi is the source of this 2148-nucleotide messenger RNA. RefSeq lists its product as uncharacterized. The transcript has a single exon. The coding region runs from base 1 to 2148 and encodes 715 amino acids. The record is from RefSeq and is a predicted model, not a curated record. Lineage: Eukaryota; Euglenozoa; Kinetoplastea; Trypanosomatida; Trypanosomatidae.